UUUGGCGCAAAGCGGAAGUCGUCAUAACUGUCCACCUUAAAAAGUUUAAUGUUGCUGCGGAGAGCUGCAACUGGCGCUGAAAUAGUAACGGUAUCGAUUAAAUGUGUUGUUAGAUUUAAAUUUUGACAAAUAUAAUAAUAACUUAUCGAAUUAGCAUCGUACUCGGAGGCUUCAAAGUAGACACGCGCGAAGAAGUCACACAGGAAUGUUGGCUAUCCUGUUAGCUAAUGUUAGCAAGUGUAGCUAGCAAGACCACUAGCGUUAGACAGUAACGUUAUUUUCCUGAAUUAAAUUCACUUUAGGUUGUUUUUAAAUUGCUGACUAGUUUCUGGAUUAACUUUCACUUUAAAUGGAUGAGCACAAGGAGAACAUUCACGCCAAGGACGUCAAUGUGAAGAUGUCUAAAACAAGAGAAGAUGAACAGGCAAAGCCUUGCAGCAGGAUAUGUCCUCCCGAAGAAUCUGAUCCUCAGGUGUCCCCGUCUCAGUCAAACAGCGACUUCAGUCAUCCGGUGUACAAAGAGAUCGCUUUGGCUAAUGGACACAUCAACCGCAUGUCCAAGGAGGAGCUUCGGAUCAAGUUAUCACAGCUGCAGCUUGACACAAGAGGUGUAAAGGAUGUGAUGAAGAAGAGGUUGAAGAGCCACUACAAGAAGCAGAAGCUGAUGCAGUCUGCAGCAGAGGGAGGACCCACUGACACCUACUACGACUACAUCUGUGUGGUGGACUUUGAAGCAACAUGUGAGGAGGAUAAUCCUGCAGACUUCCAUCAUGAAAUCAUUGAGUUCCCCAUGGUUCUUAUCAACACGCACACUUUAGAAAUUGUGGACACCUUUCAGGAAUAUGUAAAACCAGAGUUGAACCCACAGCUUUCAGACUUUUGUGUGAAGUUAACAGGAAUAACACAGAAAAUGGUCGAUGAUGCAGACACAUUUCCUGCGGUCCUUCAGCGGGUCGUAGCUUGGCUACAGGAGAGGGAGCUCGGGACAAAGUACAAAUAUGCCAUUCUAACUGAUGGGGCCUGGGAUAUGAGCAAGUUCCUCAACAUCCAGUGCCGGAUUAGCCGGAUCAGAUAUCCUCAGUUUGCAAAGAAGUGGAUUAACAUAAGGAAAUCAUACGGAAACUUCUACAAGGUUCCCCGCACACAGACGAAGCUGAGCACCAUGUUGGAGAAGCUGGGUCUGAAGUAUGAAGGCCGUCCUCACUCUGGCCUGGACGAUUCACGCAACAUUGCCAAGAUAGCUCUACGGAUGCUGCAGGACGGGUGUCAGCUGCGCGUCAAUGAACGCAUGCACGCCGGCCAGCUGCUCUCGGUUCCCAGCUCAGCUCCUGUGGAGGGAGCUCCUCCACCACAUAACCCCCGCAGCAGGGACUAGACCCGGAAGCUUGUGCAGACAGGAACCCCACGUCUGACUCGACCCUUUACCCCCAUGAGUUCCAGGAAGUAGAAAAAAACAUCCAAAGCACUUUCACAGUCUUAGUAGUUGUAAAUGUUUUGUUUUGGAGCUUAAAAGCUGUAGCUCGUGAAGGUUGUUUUAGUUUGACCACUAAAUAGGGUCGAUAUUUUGAUUUAAAGCUAGGGUAGGUAACGUUGGAGAAACUAUCAAGAGACAGCUAGAUUUUGAAAGUAUCCAACUGAAAGAAAACCCACCCCCUCCCUGCAGGCCUCCCUCCAAAUCCUCUCCCCCAAAACACAUUUUCAGGUGCAAUGAGUGCACGGACAGAGGGCGAGCAGGUAGUGAUGAUUGAUGGGCUUAUUACAGGCCUGGGACGGCCACAGAUAUCGGACUUUCCCCCCAGAGCAUUUGAUUUAUUAUUUGCUUUCAGGAUGUAAAGAGAAUUUCAACAAAUAUAACAGAGAAUGCUUCUGAAAUACACUUCCUACCCUAGCUUUAAGAUUCAGAUGUGACAGUUCCUCUCUGACCACAACUCCAUAUAUUUUUACACCAGAUGUCUGAAAACGGAGAUCAUUCCUGUGUGUUGUGGGAGGAUUUUUCCUUUAACAGCUUCAGUGUUGUCAGUCUGUCAAACCUCCCUCACCCUCGUCUGAUCCAGCUGCUAAUAUUCAUCAAUUUGAUUAGAAAUGCCUUUUAGUUGUCACAUGAUUGUGUGGAUUCAGUUUUAUUUCAGGUUUUGCUUCCAAGCAUACAACUUGAAUUGAAUAAUAGUCGUUCUUGAGGCAUUCAAAUGGAAAAAAAUCUACAAUAUCAAUGUCAGCGUUGGCCUUUAAAUCCCCAUAUCUGUAACCAUUGUGCAAGUAUUAUAAACAAGAAUCUACACAAAUGUUGCUGCUGCUAUCACUGUGCUGUUUGAAGUGCUACAUAACAACAGAGCCAUAACAUCGCACUGUUUGACACUUUUCCAGAGUGAAGUUGAAAGUUUGGAAACAGUCCUGUGGACUUUAAUUGUCUGUAUUGAGAUCCUAUAGAACCAUAAGUAAUGAGAAUACAUUGUCUAUCAUUAUAUAAAUACAGUACAGGUGUUCAUUUCACAAACUAAGUGAUGUCCAUCUGUUGGGAGUGCUGUAUAAGUUAAGCCUGUGUUGUAGGAUUCUGUCAUGUUUUGUAUUGAUGUUGAAUUCAUUUUUAUUUCAUGGAGGAUGCUCUAUUUUAGCAGGAACAAAUAUUCUUCUGAAUGCCAAAAAAUGAAAAUAAAAUAUGUUUCUCUGUUCUUGUAAA
Molecule: messenger RNA, 2677 nt
Organism: Siniperca chuatsi (mandarin fish)
Lineage: Eukaryota; Metazoa; Chordata; Actinopteri; Centrarchiformes; Sinipercidae
Gene: eri1
Product: exoribonuclease 1
Exons: 7
Coding region: 350-1375 (341 amino acids)
Biological process (GO): exonucleolytic trimming to generate mature 3'-end of 5.8S rRNA from tricistronic rRNA transcript (SSU-rRNA, 5.8S rRNA, LSU-rRNA)
Cellular component (GO): nucleolus; cytoplasm
Molecular function (GO): 3'-5'-RNA exonuclease activity; nucleic acid binding
Source: RefSeq, a predicted model, not a curated record